Messenger RNA from Bipolaris maydis ATCC 48331, 1745 nucleotides. Its product is annotated as WD40-repeat-containing domain protein. Lineage: Eukaryota; Fungi; Ascomycota; Dothideomycetes; Pleosporales; Pleosporaceae. The record is from RefSeq and is a predicted model, not a curated record. Gene Ontology annotation, molecular function: protein binding.
ACACGGGACAUGUCUAUUUGAAGUCAGCCAGUUUACAGAGUAUUGAAAGGGAAACCUCUCCAAUUAAACACCAUGCUUCCAUCUGCAGCCGAGUUAGUGGCGCGGUUUCUGAGAGCUAAUGGAUACACACAGACGUUGAGCAGCUUCGUGCAGGAAGCCGAACUGCCUCCUGACAUUGGCGCAGCUCCUAAUGACCUGGUCACGAUUGAGUCUGUCUUGCAAGAGAAGAAGAAAUUCGAUCUUAGUCUCAACUUUGAAAAGCUUGGUAUCGAUGACACCGAGCAAGAAUGGACUAUCCAAGCACCUGCCGAUCCGAAGGUCGUAGGAACUCUCCCAAAUCGGUCGAAUAUACUUAGCGUAGCGGUCUUGGAUCUUUUGCUACCAUCUACAACAGACGUUCGGCAGUUCAUUGCGGUCACUACUGCUGAUCGUCACUUACACUUGAUGGAUCCGCAAACUCAAGAGUUUGAGCUUGCUCACACAUUUUCCGGUUUCCAAGAUUCGCCGACUUUGGAUGUCGUACCUGUAGAUACUCAACAUAUCUUGAUCGCCUCAAUGUCAGGCAAGCUGACUCUAUUCAAUACGGCCAGCAGCACUGUGAUAGAAGAACGCAAGGACCACAACAAGUAUCUCGUCAAGAUAUCGACCUUUUCUGCAGACGGGACUUCCAUAUUCGUCGCAAGCGCAGGCUGGGAUGCUAAAGUGUUCCUAUACAAGCUCGAUAUCAGCGCCGAAAAGCCAAGGCUCGGGGACCCGAUAGCAACUUUAACAUUACCGAGUAUACCAGAAUCAACCAUGUUUGUAACAUUGCCUGGAGAUGGCUCGCCAGCCCUCAUAGUUGCUAGAAGAGACUCUACAUUCCUGCACUAUUACUCCGUUCCCAGUUCAGAUUCACCAAAUUUCACCCUUUUAGGGAAGCAAAACCUUGCUCCUCACUCAAACGCUUGGGUGGCUUUUACUCCCUCUGAUAUACAGAUUUGCCCUACGAAUCCAUACAUGGUCGCUGUUGCCACAUCGAGCACGCCACACAUGAAGUUGCUGAUAGUAAAGCUUCUACUCCCCCCAACACGCUCUUCUGGACCCGCUGCGGGUGUUGAUGCACACUCCGAUGUAGCCAUCACACAAGCGUCACAAGCUCGGGCUGAACUGGCUGUUGCGGAUAAGGAGGAAGCCGCCAUAUUAGUCAACGUAUCCACUCUGGCGCCACAAACAUCUUACUCAACGCCACGCUUGGUUUGGCGUCCGGACGGUUCAGGUGUGUAUGUAAGCUCUGAUGACGGGGUCGUACGCGGUAUCGAGGCAAAGAGCGGGAAACUAGUUUCAUCUCUAGAGGCACACGACCCUGGUUCCAAACUCCGUUGCCUCUGGUCUGGUCACAUAGUAAACAAUGACGAAAAGGGCGAGUACCUGAUAAGCGGUGGAUUCGACCAAAAGCUCAUUGUUUGGAGAUCUCAUUGAGUUGACAACAUUCCCGGCUGUCUGUAUUUGUCAAUUUUCGGACUGGCUUCGUUACUACGAGCCAAUGCCUGACUGAUGCGAAGCGGCCUUCUGCAUCAGAGACAAGACAUCCCAUAUCCGGAUUACUUAUAGCUGUUAAAACAAAACGAGUCUGCGUUUUUCACAAGUGGAGCCUCUGUACAGAGCGAGGAGGAGCCGGUCGCAGACUUUGUUGAUUAUGUAAAUUAGAAUCUGCGGGUUGUUUAUAAAUGUCACAAUAUUAUUGACCAUGAUUGUUAGAGUGUCAA